This is a messenger RNA of Drosophila takahashii, 1638 nucleotides long. It is a transcript of the gene L2HGDH, whose product is annotated as L-2-hydroxyglutarate dehydrogenase. NCBI's taxonomy places the organism in Eukaryota, Metazoa, Arthropoda, Insecta, Diptera, Drosophilidae. The record is from RefSeq and is a predicted model, not a curated record. Gene Ontology annotation, molecular function: (S)-2-hydroxyglutarate dehydrogenase activity.
CCGUCACACUUAUCAAUUAGCGCGUUUAUGACAACCCCCUGGCCCCAAAAACCCGCCAGAUGCUCGGCCCGUGAGUAUAUUUAUUUUCUCUCGCCACACGGAAAACUUCCACGGGUUUCAGUCUGUCGAUUCGCUCGGAGGCGGUCUGUACGCACAAUUGGGCGAAGGAAAAGGCAAGGUCAAGCAAGGUCUUUUUAUUCGACUGGCGAAAAAUCCAAAUUCUACGUGUGUGCGCGGGUGGUGAAAGGAGAAAGCUAGAGAAAUGGCACAGGUGCGAUUGCUGGUACAGGGAGCUCGGAGGGGACUGCUCAAUGUGGGCGCAGUCACGCCCCACGAAUCCACCGCCGCCCAUAAAAGAUUUCAGCACAGCACGUCGAACUCUGGAGAUUACGACCUGGUUGUGGUUGGCGGUGGUAUCGUGGGAGCUGCCUCUGCCCGUGAGAUUCUACUGCGCCAUCCAUCCCUGAAAAUUGCAGUCUUGGAGAAGGAGAGCCAGCUGGCGAAGCACCAGAGCGGCCACAAUUCCGGAGUGAUCCAUGCGGGCAUCUACUAUAAGCCCGGAACCCUGAAAGCCCGCCUUUGUGUGGAGGGCAUGCACUUGGCCUACGCCUAUCUAGAUGAACACAAGAUCCCGUACAAGAAGACCGGCAAACUAAUUGUGGCCACGGAUGAGAAGGAGGUGAAGCUGCUGGGGGAUCUGGAGAAGCGUGGCAUUGCCAACAAUGUGCCGGAUCUACGGAUGAUCAAGGGUGAUGAGAUCCAGGAGAUCGAACCCUUCUGCAAGGGACUGAAGGCUUUGCAUAGUCCGCACACUGGAAUCGUUGACUGGGGAUUGGUUACUCAGCACUAUGGCCAGGAUUUCACUCGAUCCGGGGGCGAUAUCUACCUGGAUUUCAAUGUCAGCAAGUUCAGCGAGACCAAAGAGGGCACCGACUAUCCAGUGACCAUCCAUGGCGCCAAGCCUGGUCAAACGGUUCGCACCAAGAAUGUCCUGACCUGCGGUGGCCUGCAAUCCGACUUGCUGGCGGAGAAGACAGGAUGUCCCAGGGAUCCCCGGAUUGUGCCCUUCCGUGGAGAGUACUUGUUGCUGGCCAAGGAGAAGCAGCAUAUGGUCAAGGGCAAUAUUUAUCCGGUGCCCGAUCCCCGUUUCCCUUUUCUGGGAGUUCACUUCACGCCGCGCAUGGACGGAUCCAUCUGGCUGGGACCAAAUGCAGUGCUGGCUCUUAAGAGGGAAGGUUACACCUGGGGUGACAUCAAUCUCUUCGAGCUGUUCGACGCCCUGCGCUAUCCAGGAUUUGCCAAAAUGGCCAGCAAAUACAUCGGCUUUGGGCUGAGUGAGAUGUCCAAGUCGUGGUUCAUUAACCUGCAAAUCAAGGCGUUGCAAAAGUACAUCCCGGACAUCACCGAGUACGACAUCCAGCGCGGUCCGGCGGGAGUGCGUGCCCAGGCGAUGGAUCUGCAGGGCAACCUGGUGGACGACUUCGUCUUCGAUCGCGGCGAAGGAUCGGGUGCGCUGGCCAAGCGGGUUCUCCACUGCAGAAACGCUCCAUCGCCGGGGGCAACCAGCAGUCUGGCCAUCGCCAAGAUGAUUGCCGACAAGAUUGAGACUGAGUUCUCCAUCGGCAAGUGAUAGGCCAU